UUGUCAAUUCCAAUACACGUAAAAGAUGACGAUGCUGGUAAUGACUUUGAAAUGAUAAAUGGUGUGCAGCCUGAAAUUGGAAAAGAUUUUCCAAAACGUGCUACCAGUAUUGUGGAAUUGGAAGAAAAGUUGCAGAAAAUUAAAUCACAAAACAAUUUUCAUUUAAAGAGCAAAUUAGCCAAAAAGAGUAUUAAUAGCAAACUGAAUAAGAAACUUAAGAAAAAGGAAAGAUCUAAUAAAACCAAAGUUAAAGGUCCAUUAGAUUUUCAAAGCAAUACUAAACAAGAGAAAAUUGACAAAGUAAAUGCAAAUAUUUCUAAACCAAUCUUUAAUAAUGAAGGCAAAUUAGUAUUUUCCAAGUUUGAUUUUGCUAAUUUUGGUAAAAAAGAUAAAGGAGCGAAAGUACAUAAAGAUCCUAAGAAAAUAUUGGAAGAUAUGAAGCAACAAGAGAACAAAUUUCGGCAAUUAGAAGAAAACGACAGUGUUGAAAAAGUUAAAGAAAUAAAGGAAAAGAUUGCAUGGAAAAAUAUACUUCAGAAAGCAGAGGGACAAAAAGUCAAAGACGAUCCGAUUUUGUUAAAAAAAUCAAUCAAAAGAAUGGAACAAAAGAAAAAAGUAAGUAAACAACAGUGGGAGAAUAGAAUCAAGAAUGUUGAACAAAAGAAAGAAGAACGACAGAAGAAAAGAAAGGAAAAUAUUUCCAAAAAGAAAAAAGAGAAGAAAACGAAAAUUGUAAAAACAGCUAUGAAAAGAGGAAGGGUUGUUAUAUAG
Molecule: messenger RNA, 771 nt
Organism: Parnassius apollo (apollo)
Lineage: Eukaryota; Metazoa; Arthropoda; Insecta; Lepidoptera; Papilionidae
Source: the annotation of a GenBank genome assembly